GUAGGCGCCUGCGCAGUGCGGCCGGUAACGUCAUUGCAAGAUGGCGGCGCCCAGGAGGUGAAUCAGCACCGGAAGGGUCAGGGGUCACAGGUAAAGGCAUGCCUGCGAAAACCACGACUGAGCUGCUGAAGCAGCUGAGGAAGGUAAUGAGAAAUGCCAACAGCUUGAAUGAACCAAUCCAAGCUCUGAUUGUACCGUCGGGGGACAAUCAUCAGAGUGAAUACAUUGCUCCAUGUGACUGCAGGCGCGAGUUUCUUUCAGGAUUUGAUGGGUCGGCAGGAACGGCAAUUGUAACUGAGGAACAUGCAGCAAUGUGGACAGAUGGUCGUUACUUCCUUCAGGCCUCUCAACAAAUGGAUAACAACUGGACCCUGAUGAAAUUGGGUCUGAAGAGCACACCUAGUCAGGAAGAUUGGUUAAUUCAGGUCCUCCCAGAAGGGUCAAAUGUUGGUGCGGAUCCUUUUGUUUUAGCAGCUGACCAAUGGAAGAGCCUGUCUAAAGCGAUGAAGAAUGCAGGACAUCACCUUGUGCCUCUCAAAGAAAACCUUGUGGAUAUGAUUUGGAAGGACCAGCCAAGCAGACCUUGUAAACCAUUGUUGGUUAUGGAUCUGAGUUACACUGGUAUGUCUUGGCAAGACAAAAUUGUACAGCAGCGUGCGAAGAUGGCAGAGAAAAAUGCCAGUUGGCUGGUGAUCACAGCCCUUGAUGAAGUUGCAUGGCUGUUUAACCUUCGUGGCUCUGAUAUACAGUACAACCCUGUGUUCUUCGCUUUCACCAUCAUUGGCCUAAACUCCAUUCGACUUUUCAUCAAUGAGACACAUAUGGAAGACCCUGUUGUGCGAGAACAUUUGCAGCUCGACUGUGAGACAGCACCCGAUUUCAAAAUAAACAUACUCCCCUAUAAUUCGAUUCUGACUGAACUGCAGACAAUUUGUUCCAACAUGACUUGUAAGGAAAAAGUCUGGAUCAGUAGCAAAGCCAGCUAUGCUCUUUGUGAAGCAAUCCCAAAGAGGCUCAGACUGCAGACUGUUUACACCCCCAUCUGCAUUGCAAAAGCUCUCAAGAAUCCAACAGAAAUCAAAGGGAUGAGACAAGCUCAUAUUAAAGAUGCUGUGGCUCUCUGUGAGCUGUUUACCUGGCUUGAGAAGGAGGUUCCAAAGGGCAACAUAACUGAACUGGAUGCUUCAGACAAAGCAGCUGAAUUCCGCAGGCAACAAGAAAAAUUUGUAGACUUGAGUUUCACCACAAUUUCUAGCACUGGACCAAACAGUGCAAUCAUUCACUACAGGCCCACCCAACAUACAAACAGAACUUUAUCGAUGAGUGAAAUCUAUCUUUUGGAUUCUGGCGCCCAGUAUAGGGAUGGCACAACCGAUGUCACACGGACAAUGCAUUUUGGCACUCCGACCGAGUAUGAGAAGGAGUGCUUCACUUAUGUGUUGAAAGGACAUGUCUGUUUGGGUUCAGCGAUUUUCCCAAGUGGUACCAAAGGGCACCUUCUCGACUCUUUUGCCCGAGCAACUCUUUGGGAUCAUGGUUUGGAUUACCUGCAUGGAACGGGACAUGGAGUAGGAUCUUUCCUGAAUGUCCAUGAGGGGCCGUGCAGUAUUAGUUACAAAACAUUUGCAGAUGAGCCUCUUGAGGCUGGAAUGAUUCUGAGUGAUGAACCUGGCUAUUAUGAAGAUGGCAGUUUUGGAGUGCGCAUUGAAAGUAUUAUGCUUAUAGUUACUGCACAAACCAAGUACCGAUACCUGAACAGAGAGAGCCUUACGUUUGAACCGUUGACACUUGUUCCAAUUCAAACCAAAAUGAUCAACGUUGAGCUGCUCACACAAAAAGAGCGAGAUUGGAUCAACAACUACCAUCGGUUAUGCAGAGAAGUGAUUGGAGCGGAACUGGAGAAGCAGGGGAGACUGGAGGCUCUGCAGUGGCUUGUCAAGGCAACACAACCAAUCGUCUGAUUGAGAAAUAAAGUUUACCAAGGAAACACAUUUGUUUAUCAUGCACAAUAAUGCCAUUAUGACUUACCAUAGCAGAGGAUGAAGCAUCCAUAAUGUACGCCUUGAACAUACAAUGAUGUCUCUUUCAGAUUUAAUAUGUAAUUUUACAAAUAAAAUAUUUCAUGCUUCUAA
Molecule: messenger RNA, 2132 nt
Organism: Rhincodon typus (whale shark)
Lineage: Eukaryota; Metazoa; Chordata; Chondrichthyes; Orectolobiformes; Rhincodontidae
Gene: xpnpep1
Product: X-prolyl aminopeptidase (aminopeptidase P) 1, soluble
Exons: 20
Coding region: 99-1961 (620 amino acids)
Molecular function (GO): metalloaminopeptidase activity
Source: RefSeq, a predicted model, not a curated record